UACACUGUACAUAGUGCGUCCCGCAGGUAUGGGCAUCGAGGCGUGCUCGUGCGCGCCCGCGGCGGCGCUGGCGGCGCCCGAGCCCGACCUGCUCUACGACCACCACUCCUCCGAGGAGGAACUCGAGGUGACCGCCGUUACACUGUAUAUAGUGCGUCCCGCAGGUAUGGGCGGCGAGGCGUGCUCGUGCGCGCCCGCGGCGGCGCUGGCGGCGCCCGAGCCCGACCUGCUCUACGACCACCACUCCUCCGAGGAGGAACUCGAGGUGACCGCCGUUACACUGUAUAUAGUGCGUCCCGCAGGUAUGGGCGGCGAGGCGUGCUCGUGCGCGCCCGCGGCGGCGCUGGCGGCGCCCGAGCCCGACCUGCUCUACGACCACCACUCCUCCGAGGAGGAACUCGAGGUGACCGCCGUUACACUGUACAUAGUGCGUCCCGCAGGUAUGGGCGUCGAGGCGUGCUCGUGCGCGCCCGCGGCGGCGCUGGCGGCGCCCGAGCCCGACCUGCUCUACGACCACCACUCCUCCGAGGAGGAACUCGAGGUGAUCAACGGCAGCCCCGCUCCGGGCGGCACGGCGGCGCGGGGCGAGGGGCGGCGGCGCGGCGCCUCGUCCCCGGCGCGCACGGCGCCCGAGAAGCGCCGCUGGCCCGCGGAGCCCUACGACGACGAGCUGGCGGCCCCGGCGCCCUCCUCCGACGAUGACGACACUAAGGCGGAGACGCCGGUGCGGUUCCGCACGUCGCCGCCGCUGGAGGCGCUGAAGCCGCGGCGCGCGGGCGAGUGCGGCUGCGCGGGCCGCGCGCCCUGCUCGCCGCGCCGCCGCCGCCUGCCGCUGCCGCCGCCGCGCCGCCACCGCCCCGCGCUCGACUUCGACAAGAUGCAGCAGCUGAAGGUGGGCGGCGGCGGCGUGCGCUCGUGGCGCGCGGUGGGCGGCGCGCACGGCGGCGAGCUGUCCGUGUUCUGCUGGUGAUGCGCCCACCACCACGUCUGCCCAGGAAGCACAGUUGUCGAGCAGUGGCGCGCGCCGGGCUUGCGGCGCCGGCGCACGCCGCGCAGUCGCCGCUCAUAUCAGGUUAAAGCGACUCGGUGCGCCGUCCGAGUGUUCGAGUUCCUUUAAUUGCACUCAAAUAAUGAUCAAAGUACAAACUUACUAAUACUAUUAUAUCGAUCGCGUUCGCCGCAUUCGCCGACCGAAUGUAGUUUUUGGAAAUAUUUACUCGUUUUGAAUACUGUGUUUAAAUUAUUGCCACUUGUAAUCGGUUUCGGAUGUUUGUAUUAGUAGUCGGGGCUUCCCCGAGUCCCGGGGGCGAGCCGGGAGGUGAGACGCAGCGACGAGACGCGGACUCGCGUGGCCAUCGGUAGUUACAUAAACGAAUUCUAUUAUUUAGUCGUCGACGCGGCGUUGUAUUUCUGGAGCACUCGACGCGACGUCGAUGUGACGAAUUUUGGAGAAGAAGUUCACGGGAUGCGGGUUUCUUCUCCGAGAUGUUUUGUACACGGUUUUGACACGAAAAACAUACUUUUCAGACAAAAGUAUAUCUGUAGACUAAAGUUAAACUUACAUUUAAUUAAUAUAGCUGUCCUAAUAAUAAUAAUAUAUGUAUGUGGUUUUAGUUGUAACUGUAUGAAGCGCGAACCCCACGUAUCUCGCGUCAGGCGAAGCCCGCAUCGCGUGAAUCGGAAUAUAGGAGGUGACGUAUCGGUAGAAUCGCCUCGGCUUUUGAUCUCGAAUCGCGACAGCGGCUCGAUGCUGGCGCGGCGACAGCGACCCGCCUCCGGCGAUCGAGUCGCGCGCGAUUCCAUAAUAGAUUAUCAAAAUAUUUUUAUCAUUUUUAAAAUGUCAAUUGAUAUGAACGCGAUGCGCUGCCUUUUGUGCAAUAUGGACGGAAUUUAUGAGAUGUUUAAAUAUGGAAGCUGGGGAGCGUGGUUGCGUCGUCCGGCCGGCGCGUGUAAAAAGAAACGUUUUGCGAAAAAGCGCGGGAAACGCAAUUGCGCCUCCCUUCUGUCGAUGUGACAGUCGACAGAUGAAAGAGAACGUAAUGGCGCGCUCGUCGUUCGUACAAUAUAUUGGUUGUACCUAGUUGUAACUUAUGUUAGUAGUUUAUUUAGCAGGGCUAAUUCUGUUACUCUUGUUGUGUUAUAAACGAAAAUGAAAAAAAAAAUAUAAUAAAAAUGUGGUGCGAGUGGAUACAAGUGAAUUUAACGAUAAAGACAUUUAACAAAUUUUCAAAUUAAUACGAUAAAAGUACUAAGACUUUUUUAAAAAUCGCUUGGAUAAAGAUUGUAUGUACAUAGUGUUAAGUUACGUAGGGUUCUAAGGGGUACUUCCGACUAUCACACUGAAUGUCUGCCUACGGCCUCUAAACUGCGGUAUUAUAGAUGUCCUGCAGCAUUGACUUAUAUCUAAUUAACAAUUUAUUACCUUACAAUCGUAUUUCGUCGGUUUAACGCAAGAAUUCUCAUUAAUUGCACAAAGUCAAGUAGGUACCUUGUAGGUAGUAGGUUGUAAACUGUUUACAACAACUAUGCACUGCAGGUCUACACGAAAUCUAUACCUACGUAAUUAUAGUUCAUAGUUGUUGUAAACCGGUACUUGAAGAUAUUUUUUGCAAUUAAUGAGUUUUAGCAGUAAACAGACGAUAUGGCGUUAGGUAUUUUGCUAAAUUAAGAACGUCAAUAGUUCAACGAUUAAAAAGUGGAUUAAAAUCCGAAAGGUCAACGGUUCAAACCAAAACCCGUCGCACUAAUAUCGUCUUGUCAUCGAUCACAGCGCAUGCAUCGAUGACAUCUCAAGUUGAGAGUUGCUGCAAUGUGUAACUACCGCCACUUCUCGCGAUGGCCGAGCUUCAGUGAUAAUCGGAGCUACACCUUAAGUGCAGUCUUAGAUGUAGUAGGUAUAACAAAUUGUAUGGCGGAGGCGCCCGGCGCCUGCUCUUUUGUUAACAUUUCUUUUGUGUUAUUUUUAUUUUCGCUAAACGUUUCGUUACUGACUCGUCCGUGUUGUUUCCGAUUUGUGAGACAUCCCUGCGAGCCGCUUAAGGGUUUCAGAACUCGUCACGAAAGUUGGAGUAAAAAUCUAUAUUAAGUACAUAGGUGUAUCGCGAUCUCAGUGGAAAAUUGAAUUUAUUCCUGAUGACUUUAGGCUUAUUUCGAGGAUUAACAACAUAUAACAUUAAAACGGGUACGUAGGAUUAUUACGACGAUUUAUCGAUAUUUGGACCAAGUUGCAUGUAUUGUUGAGAGAUGAAGUUGUCAUGGACAAUAUCGAACUACCCGCUUUCUUGUUCAUUUCGCUGGAACUUUGCGAGCUGUCCGGCAAAAUACACUCAUUAUGUCGUACGACCACAAAUCAUGCAACUGGGUCGAAAUUAGAUAAGUAUGUAAAUCAAAUCUAUCGUAUUAAUCGGUGCCUACCCAAUGUUUACAUUGUAAUAAGUAUGAAUUAUUCCUUGGCCUAUGUACUGCGCUUCAAAAAAGACCUUGGAAUCGAUUACUGCGUUCUGAUUUCGUGACGCGAUCUAUCCUAUGAGUUUUGACCGAAAUCACGAACUUUGGACUCAAUUUUACCAUAGUUUUAGGCCAGAAAUGAGUUUCAGUGGACCAAAAACGUCCAGAUUAAACAGAAAAAAAAAGGAUUUUGGUCAGAGGUGUCAUCACACCAUUUUGUUGACCAGCCUACUGAUUGGCUAACUCAGUGUCUUACACUGCCACCGAGCCCAUUUGACAUUUAUUUUUAAUCCAUUGAAAGUUUUCUAUGAAAAAUUAUUUUGAUGUCACUCAGUGAAGCAGCAUUGUAGCACCAACCAAUAUCAAAAAGCUCGGUGGCUAACAUUCAGUGCUAUAGACACUCUACGUUAGCGAAUCACCCCGCAGCUCCUCAUUAUUGUUAAGGCAAGUGAUAGCGAGCAAACUUUUUCAAAACUCAUAGUAGCCCUUCUGAUUUUACUUUUUUUGCUGUCAAAUUGUAAUUUAAAAUCAAAUUUUUUACUGUGUCUACUUAAAAACAUGAACUCUUACUUCUUUGCUGCGGCUAAAUGCGAAAUUACUUUAGGAACGAACGCAAUGCGUUUUAGAUACAUGAUAUUCAAAAAUAUUUGGAAAUAACUUUUUACACUUUUGUCUACUUUAUAAAAAUAAAUCAUAGUGCAGAAAUAAUACAGAACUGUGGGUUUACCAUCAACCAUACCUACUUGCAUUAGCGAUGGGUGAUUAUUGCAAAAAAACAAUCGAAUGAAUCGAACAAUCGGUUUAUUAAAAAACAGUCGAAUAAAAAUCGACAGUCGAUUAUUCAAUUACUCGAUAACGCAAUGCGUUCAAUUUUCGAUUCAUUCGUCCCAGACAUGUAACAAUUGAACAAUCGGAAACAAUCGAUUGUUUUGUACAAUUAUUCGAUUGUUAUUCGAAAGAAUCGCCCACCGCUAACUUACAUCGCAAGUAUCUCUACUCUUGACGCUAGUUGAGUCUUGACUAAACUGAACUAAAGACGGCAAUAAAUAAUACCAACAAUGCCAACGCACCAUGUGAACGCGAUGAAGCCAUACCCUAUCCACGGAAGGAAGUUAGUAUAGCGCUCUCUGUUACAAAUCCAAAAAUCUCAGUGAGCGCUAAUAAUUUUGAGCCCCCAACCAAUCACAAACGAAACUAUGUUUUCUAAUUGAAUUUCGAAUGUUUUUUAAAACAUUUUGAAAUUGAAUUUGGAAUGUUUUUUGAAAGCAUGUCUGUACAUGGCUGGUGACUCAAAAAGGUUAACGCCUACUGAAAAUGGCUCUAUCAUUUGUAUGAGAUUACGUAACUGAGAGAGCGCUAUGCCAACUUCUCUCCGCAGAUGGAGUAUAGCACGUUAGCAUAUUGUUCUGUUUAGGUAAUAGCAAAAGUUGACAGUAGUCCCACUGUUCGCUUUCACAUUCAGCCGCAGCAAAUCAUUAAGAUCGGCUUACCGACAGCAAACGUGGCUUGCAGCGAUGCGCGUUGCUACAACCAUCGGUGAUAUUUACAAGAUGAUUUAUAUUAUGUUUUAUAUAAUGAAUUAACAAGCGUAAUAAAGAGUGAGCAAUGGCACAUCUUA
Molecule: messenger RNA, 5065 nt
Organism: Maniola jurtina (meadow brown)
Lineage: Eukaryota; Metazoa; Arthropoda; Insecta; Lepidoptera; Nymphalidae
Gene: Reph
Exons: 5
Coding region: 29-970 (313 amino acids)
Source: RefSeq, a predicted model, not a curated record